AUGGCAUCAGUUCGGUUGGCUGGCGUACUGCUGGCUGCUCUCCUGUGGGCCCACUGGGCCCCGGCCCAGGGCUUGGAAUUCUACAAGCGCGGCACUCUAGAGGAAGAUCAGCUUGAGGCAUUCAUCGCCCCCGCGUCUCCUUUAAUUAAAAACGAGCAAUGCCGAAUCGACAGUUUGCUGUAUCUCGCGCAUCUGAGGAAUUUCACUCUGUGGGCAGUAAAAAUGUUCGACGCCAGUGCAAAAGUCCCUGUGGGCCUCUUGGCCGGGUCCACAUUCCAAAUGGGCCAUUUCGACGAGUGCCUUCAAGUUGGGUCCGAAGAAGCACCAACGGAAGUUGUGCCUUUGACCGCACCUGUCAAAGCACAGUACUGCCUGGCGCGAAUCGUAAUUGAGCCUGAGCAUGAGACAUACCCUGGUUUCAACAGAAUCGACCGUCCGCACGCUUUCAGUUUGCAGUAUGACCCCCGAGCUUCUGCUUGGGAAAAGUUUAUGAUCCCAUUUGACCCAUCGAAAAAGCCGCGCAACUCUUUCCACUGGGCGACGUGCAUCCCGUCCAGUUGUUCUGCCGCCGACUUGCAGACGUCUCUUGAUGCCGCCCUGCAACCAUUACGCAAAAGACACGCCGUCAGCUUGAAAGUGGCCGUCGACGAUCAGCUUUGCACCCUGGCUGGUCACGAACCCUUCCACACUAGUGACUUUGUAGUCAUGCAACGAUACCGAAAAAUUGAGGAUAUGGUCCUUUUGAAUGGAACUCUCCUUGUGGACACCUUCUUUGUUCUCAGCGGCUUCCUGACUUGCUUUGGAAUUUUGUUGGAAGUUCACAAGAAAAAGAAUAUCAGUGUCCCAAUGCUUUACCUUUACCGCUGGAUGAGAUUGACACCCGUGUACAUGAUGGUUGUAGCGUUUUACGCCACCUUAUUAAACAAAGUAGACUCAGGGCCGAUCUGGAAAGCAAGGGUUGGUCUCGAGAAGGAACGAUGCGUUGACAACUGGUGGACUAAUUUGCUCUACAUUAACAACUACGUAAACGCGGAACGAUUGUGUAUGUUCCAAUCCUGGUACAUAGCAUGCGACAUGCACUACUUCUUGAUCGCGCCUUUGAUCGUCAUCCCUCUGUACAAGAAGCCGAAACUAGGAUUGGCUCUGCUGGGUGGCGUGAUUUCUCUCGCCAUCGUCAUUCCCUUUGCGGUAACUUUCAUUGGCGAGUAUAUCGGUGUUCUCCGCGUUUAUAUGAGCUUGCUGGAAGAUCCACCUUCUAACAAGAACUACUUCGCAGUCUACAUGAAGAGUCACAAUCGCGCGGCGCCUUAUUUCAUAGGCAUGGCUGCUGCUUAUUUGUAUGGAAUCCUGAAGCUGUCUGAUAUCAAAAUUCCAAAGAAAAUUAUGUGGAUCUGCUCUCUUGUGGCCACAGUGCUCGGAUUGUCGUCUAUGUUUGGUGCGUGGGUGUUUUAUAUACCCGGCAGAGAAUAUUUCGCUUUUGAAAACGCGGCAUACGCUUCUCUGCACCGCGUCGGCUGGGCACUGACCGUCGCUUGGGUCAUCGUUGGUGGAUGCACAACGCGAUUUGGAAUCCUGCAACCCUUGCUGCAAAUUCACGCCUUCUUGCCUCUCAGCCGACUGACCUACUGCGCCUUUCUAACGCACGGCGCGGUGCAAUUGUAUACGCUCGCAACUCUACGCCAGCCCGAGUUCAUGAGUUUCCCAAAAUUGUUCUGGAUGGCCUCUGGCGACAUCACCAUUUCCUUCAUUAUCGCAUUAUUUGUUCACCUGUUCUUUGAAGCACCACUAGGCGGAAUUCAAAAAAUGCUCCUCAAAAAAAAAGCGAGCAACAGACAAAGAAAUAAUGGACGAGCGCCCAUAAGAGAACACACUGUAAAUGAGCAACCACCACUCUCACUAGUAGCCACCCCACCAUCAGAGGACGAAGUUAGAGAUAAUGUAGAGAUUUGCGCCACAGAUAGCGGUGAAAAUAAUACAGUAGAAGCUUCCACAACUGGAAAUACAAUUGAUGACGUCCCAGUACUUAUAGAGCAGACUACUGUGUAG
Molecule: messenger RNA, 2046 nt
Organism: Neocloeon triangulifer
Lineage: Eukaryota; Metazoa; Arthropoda; Insecta; Ephemeroptera; Baetidae
Product: nose resistant to fluoxetine protein 6-like
Exons: 10
Coding region: 1-2046 (681 amino acids)
Molecular function (GO): acyltransferase activity, transferring groups other than amino-acyl groups
Source: RefSeq, a predicted model, not a curated record